AUGGUCGUUGGGCGAGCAAGGUCGGUUAGCGCCGCAGCCCGGACAGAAUCCCGCAGUCAGCAAAGGCGCAAGCAGCGAGGUUGCUUCAUUCCACAACCUGACCCGGGGGCCGCGAACAUGGAUCACAGUUCGGCGGGGAUGACACCGCCACCGACGGCCCGGCCGAGGGGACCCGCAGACACUUCCGGAGCGCAGGACGACGAUGCCACUACAGUCUCCUCCGUCGGGGACCACGCGGCGCUCGCAGAGCAGGCGGCCACUCAGGUGUCGGAUGACCACGCCUCGCCAUAUUCCUUCUUGCGUAUGCACACCGUGCUCUCCCAUAGCAUCGUAGACUUGCGCAACAGUAUUCAGCGAAACCAACGAUCGUUACGCGUCCUCCAGGAAGUUCGGGCAGCGAUGGCAUCGACCCUGGGGAGCGGUCCCCACGACAUGUCACAAGCUCGUCACGCCCUGGGGGACGAAGUGGAAUUCUUGACAGCGACGUUGUCUGAAGUGAACGCCGAAGUCCUGGACCUCCGGACGGCCCUGGAUUCGAGUCGGCGCGGGCCUUGGAUACGGCACACGCAGAACGGGAUGGGACCCACGACUUGCUACAAGAGGCUCAAGAGUCGCUCCGAUCCUUGGAGCAAGGGCAACACAACCUCCGGGAGCAGAGUGACCAAGCCCAG
Messenger RNA from Aphanomyces astaci, 671 nucleotides. RefSeq lists its product as hypothetical. The record is from RefSeq and is a predicted model, not a curated record. The transcript has a single exon. The annotation marks the transcript as partial. Lineage: Eukaryota; Oomycota; Saprolegniomycetes; Saprolegniales; Verrucalvaceae.